Messenger RNA from Fusarium venenatum, 267 nucleotides. NCBI's taxonomy places the organism in Eukaryota, Fungi, Ascomycota, Sordariomycetes, Hypocreales, Nectriaceae. The record is from RefSeq and is a predicted model, not a curated record.
AUGCUCAACGACCUUGACUCCCAGAAUGGAAAGAAUAGACAGCAAGAUGUUUCAGGGCAAGGCUCUGGAGAUGAUGGCCAACCUGAGACGUCAAUUCUUCAUGUCGACCUCCCAAAAGUAAUGGAAUACUACUUUGGACUUGUUGAACUAACGCUUCCUGCUGAGGGUAAAGCUGCGGUAAAGGAGCCACGGCUAGACUCUCAGUCUUAUUACAGCUUCAGGCCUAAAAGAGCUAGUACUACCCUGGAGAAGGCCAAUCUUGACUGA